Molecule: messenger RNA, 492 nt
Organism: Anthonomus grandis grandis
Lineage: Eukaryota; Metazoa; Arthropoda; Insecta; Coleoptera; Curculionidae
Exons: 3
Coding region: 116-430 (104 amino acids)
Source: RefSeq, a predicted model, not a curated record
UUCAUUAUGUUUUAAAAAUAAAAAACAUAUAAGCAUCUGCAACUUAUGCACUAACAUAUGGACCCAGAUAAAUCAAAGGUUCUUCUAUACGUAUAAUCCCGGGCAACAAUACAACAUGCCAUGUUCCUCCCUGAAUUGUUUGCAAGUCAUUUACAAGGGCUUAAGGCAAACAGUCCACCCUCGUUUGCCACCCCUCCUCCCCCAAGCUAAUCUUGAACAUAUGCAAGACAUAGAGUGUCGGACAUACAGAUUGAGAAACAAGGGUCUGUUACUUUUUAUGAUCGAACUUCUAGAGGGCACUACUUACAGCACUAUUGCGAUAAAUAACUUGGCUGCCCUGUAUACAACAACUGACGAAAAAUCUGUGACCGAAGAAAAGUGUCUAAAGUUAAUAGUUUGCAAAAUAUCUAAGCUUAAACUGUAUAUGUAAGCUUAAAAAACUUUCUGAUAAUUAUUUAAAUUUAAUUCAAACGUCAUGACAUUGCUUUUACC